Erpetoichthys calabaricus (reedfish) is the source of this 1752-nucleotide messenger RNA. RefSeq names its product spondin 2b, extracellular matrix protein (gene spon2b). The record is from RefSeq and is a predicted model, not a curated record. Gene Ontology annotation, biological process: cell adhesion. The transcript is spliced from 6 exons. Gene Ontology annotation, cellular component: extracellular matrix. Bases 349 to 1353 code for a protein of 334 amino acids. Lineage: Eukaryota; Metazoa; Chordata; Cladistia; Polypteriformes; Polypteridae.
CUGCUGAGGCACAGGAAGCAUUCGCAGUUCCAGGCAACGCCUGUGCCCAAAGUUGCACACCCGCUGAGAGCUUUUUCUCUUUUUUGCCUUUGCAAGCAUAUGGAUUUUUUAAUUCAGAGGGCUGCAACAGCAACUCAACAGAGACAAAGUAGUCUUGACGAAUGUUUGAUGUGCACAUCCCUCACACAGGAGAGGUCAAAAGGUUGCAAUAAUUGUUCAACUGGAGAGACUCAGUAAGCGGAUAAAUAGUAAGCUCUAACACUCUUUCCCUGCAGUUCUGCUUCCCUGCCUGUAAAGACCUUUGCUCUGCCUUCUAUUCAGCACUUGUGCCACUAUUGAGAGUUAGUCAUGGAAAAGCUGAUGAUUCUUUACAAAUACAAUCAAGCUUUCUGGAUUGCCCUCCUCUCACUGCUCGGCAGCAUUUGCGGUCUUCCUGUAGAUGUGGAUCCUGUCUGCACAGCUGGAGGCCAUGCUAAGUACAGGCUUGUCUUUAAAGGCAAGUGGAGUCAGACUGCCUUCCCAAAGCACUAUCCUCUCUUUAGACCUCCAGCACAAUGGUCACCCCUGAUUGGAGUAACACACAGCUCUGACUACCACAUAUGGAGAAGAAAUGAAUUUGCCAGUACAGGAGUAAGAGAGUUUUCUGAGAAGGGGGAAGCGUGGACAUUAAUGAAGGAAGUGGAAGCAGCUGGUGAAAAGAUUCAGAGUGUUUAUGGGAUAUUCUCUGCACCUGCUAUGUCCACUGGGACUGGUCAGACUUCACAUGAAUUUGAGGUUUUCGCCAGACACUCCUUACUUUCCUUCAUCAUAAGGAUAGUUCCCAGUCCAGACUGGUUUGUGGGGGUAGACAGCCUGAACCUCUGUGAUGGUGAUCACUGGAAAGAACAAGUUUCUGUGGACCUUUACCCAUAUGAUGCUGGCACAGACAGUGGUUUCACAUUUUCAUCUCCAAAUUUUGCCACCAUUCCUCAAGACAAAAUUACAGAGAUUACUUCCUCAGUUCCAAGCCACCCAGCAAACUCAUUCUUUUAUCCAAGACUGAAGCAUCUCCCUGCAAUUGCUAAAGUUACCAUUACUAAGUUGAAGGAAAGGCAUAUUAUUAGCUUGUCAACAAUUCUUUCUCAAUCCAAUCUCAUCCCUACGGGAAAUGAAAUAGAUGAUUCACUUGCAGACACACCACUUGAUUGUGAAGUAUCCACCUGGUCUUCAUGGGGUCUAUGUAAAGGAACAUGUGGCCAGACAGGAACAAAGUACAGAACACGUUAUAUUCGCCUACAUCCAGCCAACAAUGGAGAACCAUGUCCAAACCUUGAAGAUACCAAAGACUGUGACCCUGACAACUGUGUAUCUUAGAAAACCACAAGACUGAAUUAUGGAGUUUCUGUAUAUUCAUUUAACUGAAUCAUAGUAAAAUAAGAGAAAAAUGAACAACGAACACAGUUGCAAUUUAACUUAUUUGCUAUCUGGUAGACUUCCAGUAAAAUAUUCAAAUUUAGACUUUUUUGUUAUUAGCUCAGUGUUCCUUCCCAUUUUAAAUAUGUAUGUUUUAACUUUCUACCAUACAUAAAGAAUUCCAACAUACUGCUUAAAUUGAAUUCCCCUUUAAGUCUGGGUAAUGUCUCCCUCUUGUGAAAAUGCUGAAGUAUGCAUGAAUGAAAGUUGCUGGAAGUUGUGCUGUAAAACAGUAAAAUAAUAAUACUCCUGGAAACAGAAUUUUCACAAACACUAAUAAAGAAAUUGGUUUUAAAUUAA